Messenger RNA from Cuscuta campestris, 2471 nucleotides. Lineage: Eukaryota; Viridiplantae; Streptophyta; Magnoliopsida; Solanales; Convolvulaceae. The record is from the annotation of a GenBank genome assembly.
CCUAGUCCACAUGCAUAGUUAUUACUGUUGUCUUGUAUGUCUAGUCGAUAUCAGAAUACGCCACUAGACUUACAGUUGGUGUCAAAUUAUACUUUUAGUUUUCAAAUUAAAAUCAACAUGACAGAAAGUAUAAAAAAAGACUAUUUAGUGGAAAAGUACCAUAAAAAAGGAUUACGAAGGUAAUACCGUAUUUGAUAAUAGAAGGCUAAAUAUAAAAAGGCUCUAUUAUAAAUGACCAAUUAUAGUAUGUAAUUAUAAAAUCUACCAACUUAACUCCAUGUUCUAUUCUACGUUUUCUACUUUGCUCAUAAAUUUUGACUCUUUGAGUCUAUUGAUCAUAUCCAAAGCUAUCUCCCCGAUAGUCAUUUCCUAGAUCAGCUGCAAACCCUUUCAUGGGGAUAAGACCGGAGAACUCCGUCGCCGGUGCUCGGAAGCGGGAAGGCGUCUCACAGCGCAAAAGGGGGCAAAAAGUAAGACAAAAAGAGGAACUAUACCGAUUAAUAUGCUUCAAAGUGAGAUUUUUUAUCCCUAAAAAUUGCACAUUGUGUUCAUUGAACUUUGGUUCUUCAGAUCUGAUCUCAUCUUGCAUUUGAGUCAAAAGGCAUUUGGACUUUCAAUAAAGUUAUCAUUGAACUUUGGCUCCUGAAUAGUAUUAGAUGCAGAUGAGGUAGUUGCCUUUGUUUUCAUGGUAUCUCACAAGUCAAUACUAUCUGCCCAAUAAAGCUAUUUUAUUUAUUCUUUUCACUUCACUGAUUUAGAAUAUUUUGCUCAAAUUUUUUGUUUUCAUUGUAUUUUUAUCAAUUUUAAUUUGAAGUUUAUAAGUUUUUCCGUCUGAUCAGUUCAACUUAUCUGCAGGUUAGUAAUUUUCUUAUGUAGUGUGAAACGUGUUGGGGAAAUAGAAGAUAACUCGGAUUUGUUUGAGAGUCGUGCUAACACUUUCAGAUUGAUAGCACUUUCAGAUUGACUGUUUGGGUGUUCGCUCCAAAAUCAAUCGGAUAAAACUCAAACUUUGUUGAUCAAGAACAAAUAUGUGUUACGAUGGAUUUUUCCAAACUCACCCUGUUUUCGAACAUGGUUAUGACGGAUUUCUUAUAGAAGCUGAGAAGGAGAAGAGAUGUGGUCGCGUCUCUUUUCUUAACAUUUGCGUCUAGUCGCGCGAAACCAGAAGAGGCGCAAUUUUUCGGAAAAACUUUAUACAAAAAUUCCGAAAAUUAAAAGUUCAAGUGAAUUUUUAACACAGCACUUUGUCCAAAAUAAAAAAAGUUUUUGUGUUAUGUGAUAUGCAGUUAUUUUGUUCUCAGGUUAGUAAUCUCUUCUUUUUACAAAGUUUUUGUGCACGUUAGUAAUCUCUUCUUUUUACAAAGUUUGAGUAUCUGCAGGUUAGUAAUCUCUUUUUUUUUUUACAAAGUUUUUGUGUUAUGUGAUAUGCAGUUAUUUUGUUCUCGUCUUUCAUAUGCAUGUAAUUAGGUAUAGGUUUUAAGGAUCAUGGAUCAUCGGUCGAGCACGCUGCCUAGAUUCGAGCUGGGGAACGAGAUCAUUUUUACCACAUUAAAACAACCACUGGAUAAUGCAGAGAAUGCCCCUUCUACGCCAGAAUCUGAUCCUGUGAUCGAGUACCUUAACCAAAUACUGCUUGAGGAUGAUGAUAAUGAUCAGAGCAUAUCCUAUGAUCCCAUUGCGCUUCGAGCUGCUGAGAAAUCCUUUUAUGAAGCCCUACAUAUGAACCCAUCACCGCCUUAUCAACAACCUGUUUUUGUCAACAAUAUUUCUGGGGCCUCCAGUGAUCAUAGGACAAGUGAGAGCACCAUUAGUAUAUGCUAUGAGUCUAUGACGCUGUUCCACAGUGUAUUGUUGACCCUGGAGGAUCAAAAAAGUAUCUGGCCAGUGUUCCUCCUGACUUUUCUUUCCAGUCAUUGACUGCGUCGGAUUGUUCAAACGGAUCUUUACGUUGCUUUGACAGUAUUGAGAAUUCUGAAUCAAAUUCUUUCCAAUUUGCCAAUUCGGUUCCAAAUAUAUUAUGUGAUGCUAAUGACUUUGCCUUGCUAUUCAAUAGAGGUAAGGAAGAAGGCACAAGGUUCUUUCCGGCUUGUAGUCAGUUGGCUCUUGAAACAGGUAAGGCUAAAGGAAAGAAGCAUCACCACCAAGAUGAUGAUGGCAGGCCUCUUCCCUUAAACCCACAGCUCUUGAAGGAGUUGAUAGGCAUGAAUGCAGGGUAUCGCAGAGAGUUCCUGCUUGAUGAAGAUGGUCCUUGGAUACUGCAUGGGUGGAAAGGUCGGUUUCUUUGUGCUAACGCUUGUUGGGUGCCUACCUGCUCCCCAAACUAACAAGCUUUGAUAGAUAGAUAGAUAGAUAUAUUGCACUGUAAGAUUGCAGCACAAGUUCUUUUCAAGAUUCUUAAUGACAUUGUAUAGGGGAUUGGUCCCGAUACGUUGUUUACGGUUUUGGGGGUCGAAUACAAAAAUGGGUAUUAU